Penicillium oxalicum is the source of this 393-nucleotide messenger RNA. Its product is annotated as mitochondrial 54S ribosomal protein mL41. Gene Ontology annotation, molecular function: structural constituent of ribosome. Gene Ontology annotation, biological process: translation. Lineage: Eukaryota; Fungi; Ascomycota; Eurotiomycetes; Eurotiales; Aspergillaceae. The transcript is spliced from 2 exons. Gene Ontology annotation, cellular component: mitochondrial large ribosomal subunit. The record is from RefSeq and is a predicted model, not a curated record. The coding region runs from base 1 to 393 and encodes 130 amino acids.
AUGUUCAAGCCAUCGCAACCCAUGUUGGCGCGCCUGCGUCUGACCACUAAGCAGGUCAAUGGUGGUUACUACAAGGGUAACCGCACAGGGUCGAUGGGUCACUUCGACUCCAAGGGCAAUUAUGUGAUCGACUGGAAGAAAGUCCGCACCUACGUUGUCCCUGAAGGCUUGGACACAUUCAAGCUCACUCCAUUUGUCACUAAACGCAUGGACCCGACGCCGUCUGCGUACAAGAAGCAAAUUGAACGCAAUGGAAGGACUUAUUCAGUCAUUGACGGAAUGAAAGGCACGGAUUUCCUUGAGCAAUGGUACUCCAGUAAUCCUGACGAGGUCCUUGCACGUGAAACCGCUGAGCAAGAGGCUAUGGAAGAGUCGAGGAAUCAGAAACCAUGA